ACACGCUUAUAUAUUAAGGAUGCAGCAUUUGUGAUAUUCAAAUUUUUAAUAGUGUUUUGAUAAGUGAAAUGUUAAACAUGUGUCCAAAGAUAUGCUUAUUAACAAUAGCGAUGCUAGUAACCGAAAUAAAAGGGGUGAUUUAUUUUCUAAAUGACACCGAGUAUAACCGUAUGCCUCCUGUUUAUAAACUUGAUGAUUACAAAACCUGUCUUGAAAAGCCAACCGAUGUUUAUUGUAACGUGGAUUUCAAUUUGAUUUCCGACACGGAAAAUGAACUGCUGACAAUGAUUCACGAAUAUUCGGAACACACAUGCACACAUUACAAUCAUUCCCAACUGAAUCACGGUAUCUGCUACACUCAGCGAUGUCAAAAUUACAUAGACCAUGCGAAGAUGAAGACAUCAAUUGAAAAAUGCCUUAAUGAUACGUUUAUGAAGGAAUAUGGUUUGAGUACUCAAGUGACAAGAUUCAAUUGUCACGGUCUAUCUGACACUAAGCGAGAGCUAGACAAAUCCGAUAUAGCAGUCGCUAUCCUUCUAUUGACGAUUGUCUUAUUAAACGUUGCUGGAACUAUCUAUGAUUACAACAGAAAAGAAAAUAUAAAAGAAAAAAAAUAUCUUCUUUGUUUCUCAAUUGCACGAAACUGGAAGAAACUUACAUCUUAUAAUUCAAAUGCAGAAAGUCAAAUAGAAUACCUUAAGGGACUAAAUGGAAUUCGAUGUAUCAUUCUCGUCGGUGUGAUAAUGGUUCAUGUCACGUGGCCAAACAUGCGAGCAGGAGAAAAUCUUCAUGUUUUGGAACUAUCAUUUUAUAAUGUACGACAGAAUAUAAUGAUGACUGGAUCACUUGGAAUUCAGAUAAAUUUUCUUAUUUCGGGAUUUCUGUUGGCACACAAUACCGAGAUUUAUAUGGAAAAUAAUAGCAUUAACUGGUACUCCAUCCCCAAAAGUAUUAUAUCACGAUUUUUCAGGUAA
Danaus plexippus (monarch butterfly) is the source of this 974-nucleotide messenger RNA. RefSeq lists its product as uncharacterized. The transcript is spliced from 6 exons. Bases 69 to 974 code for a protein of 301 amino acids. NCBI's taxonomy places the organism in Eukaryota, Metazoa, Arthropoda, Insecta, Lepidoptera, Nymphalidae. The record is from RefSeq and is a predicted model, not a curated record.